Messenger RNA from Diplodia corticola, 1014 nucleotides. RefSeq lists its product as uncharacterized. NCBI's taxonomy places the organism in Eukaryota, Fungi, Ascomycota, Dothideomycetes, Botryosphaeriales, Botryosphaeriaceae. The transcript is spliced from 4 exons. The record is from RefSeq and is a predicted model, not a curated record. Bases 1 to 1014 code for a protein of 337 amino acids.
AUGGCCGAGAAAGAGCACGAGUCCCAUUCGAAUGGCACAAUCCGUUUCGAGGCGCCCGACGCCGCUUCGACGCUCGAAGGAACGGGCGUGCUCGUCACAGGCGGGGCAACAGGAGUGGGCGCAGCCAUGGUCACGGCGCUGGCCAAUGCCGGCGCAUACGUGACCAUUGCCGAUAGCGUCGCGAACGAAGGCCAACGCCUGAUGCUGGACUUGGUCAACCAGAACAAACACGUCCAAUACCUCCACACACCCCUUUCAUCCUUCCGCUCGCAGACGGAAACCUUCGCCCACGCCUCCGCCUUCUCCCCAACCGGCGCCCUCUCCCUCGUCAUCAUCAACACCCUCCCCCCCGAUUCGUCCCCUUCUUUCGCGCCCGCCGACUCGCUGUUCGACUGGCUCGCCAACCCCCCUUCGGUCCCGGGCUUCCCGCCCACUUUGGGGCCUCCGCCGACCGCUCCGCUCGACCUCAGCGUGACCGCCGUGCUGUACUCGGUGCAUCUGGCGUUCCAUCAUUUCAAGGCUGCUGCUGCUGCUGCUGAUGGUGCGGGUGCGAAGGCGGGGAGAGAGGAAGGCGGCAGCAGUGCUUCGGCGCGCGUGAAUGCGGAGAGGCAUAUCCUUUUUCUAGCGCCCCGGGCGUACGUCGAUGAGGGUGGGUUGGGGCCGGGUGUGCUAGCAUCCGGUGCCGCGGCGGCCGGGCUGAGAGCUGUGUUCAAGGACUUGAGGGGCGUGGUGCAAAGGGGCGUGCCAGGCUUGGAUGGGUCAGGCGUGAGGGUUAAUUUGGUGGCGGUCGGGGAGACGGUAAAGAGUGAUGGUAUCAACGGCGGCGGAGCUAAGGUGGAAGGCAGAAUGAGUGCGGCGAAGAAGGUCAAGGUCGAUGGAGUGCUGCUGGAAGAGGAAGAUGAGGAGAAGUAUGUGGCGUGUGUGGAUGCGGUCAUGCGAGUGGUGUAUGAUGGCAAUCUACAAGGCUGUGCUCUGGCCGUCUCAAAUGAGAGUGUGCAGGGCGUGAAUAUCUAA